AUGCGCCACUCGUACGCCUCUGCCCUACUUCUCGCGGGCCAGUCUCUCGCGGCGCCCGUAGACAGCGUCAACGAGGCUCCCGCAGGCCAGAACACGCCAGCCGGCGUCCUACAGCUGCCUCUGGUCCCCGUUACCCCUGAUCCGCAAGACGCCAGCCUGUCAAAGCGCCAGGCCCAGGGAGACUUGAAUAUGUACCGCUUUCUCGGCCUCCGGCCGGUAGUAGGCUUCGGCAUGCCCCUUGAGAUUGGCACGCCGGCGCAGACCGUCAUUGUGGAACCAGACACCGGGUCCGACUUAUUCUGGGUGCCCCAGGUGCGCGCCGGCAAGGUCAGGGAGGAGCCUGCUUCGGUCUACUUCGACAAGUACCGCAGCACCAGCAGACGCGAGCUCAAUAAGCAAAACCUCUCGCGAUACGGCGGGAAUGAAAUUAUCGUCUGGAACAUGAGUGCGGACGUGGUAUCCAUGAGAGGCCAGUCGCUGGGCGAAAUGCAGUUUGGGGUCGCCAACCUGCAAGGACCUACUAAAAUAGGACGCGUCGUCGGCAUCCUCGGACUGAGAGAGCCCAUUCCCAAGAACCCGUACGCCAGCGAGUUUAUCCUGAAGAAGAUGCUAGAUAGCAAGGUGAUUUCCGAUGCUGCCUUUAGCAUGAGUGUGGAUGAGAACGGCAAGGGAGCUAUUACCUUUGGCGGCUACGAUACCAAAAAGUUCGCCGGCCCGCUUGAGAAGUUCCCGUUUGCUUCUCAGACAUCAAAUAAACUCUGUCUCGGGGAGACGGGCCGGGAGACUAACCCUUCGUACGUUCGCAGCUACGUCGUCAACAUGAAGUCAAUCUCGGUGUCUGACAGCACCCAUGCCAGCCAUGUCAUUCCGGACCAAGGCCUGACCAUAGGACUCGACACGGGGUCCCCGGCCAUCGCGAUGAAGAAGGCCAUCUAUGACGAGGUUGGGAGGGCAUUGGGAGCCACAAUUCCAGAGGGCAGCUCCGUGCCGGUAAUUAACUGCACCUUGAUGCAGGACGCCCGCAUCACGCUGGCCAUGAACGACAAGGUGUCCAUCAGCAUCCCAGUCAAGGACUUUGAGAUGGACGUUCCGAAGCUCAAGACGGGAGGCAACUGCCCGGUGGCGAUCAUUUCGAGAGACUUACCUGCUGGUAAGGCAAGCCACGAAGAACCUUACUUGUACCUGGACUAA
Metarhizium acridum CQMa 102 is the source of this 1191-nucleotide messenger RNA. RefSeq lists its product as uncharacterized. The record is from RefSeq and is a predicted model, not a curated record. Lineage: Eukaryota; Fungi; Ascomycota; Sordariomycetes; Hypocreales; Clavicipitaceae.